UGAAACCAUCAUGGCUGCCACUCGCUGAGCUGUCAAGCUCCCCACAAAAGAAAAGGUAAAAAAAAAAAAAAAAAAAAAAAAGAAGAAGAAGAAAAAAAGAAAAAAAAAAAUGCGAGACUCAAACUACUCCUGCUUUCUGGCUUUAAUACCUCCCGGCCGGCCGGGCCGUGCGUGCUGCGAUAAUUUACUGCGGUGUUGAGAGGAAAGGGACGCGGCGUAACUUUUAUCGCCAUGCUAAUUGUGCGCCUCAAGUUAUUUCUUGUGUGUGUGCCUGACUCUCUGUGUGUGUGCGUGUGUAAGCUCUCGUGCGUCACGUUAAUUUAAAUCACUCGGUUCACACUGGCCGCUCGCGCUACGUUUCCACGCGCGCGUCGAAGCGGCUCCGAAUGGCGAGUCGAAGUUCUUCAAUCCGAAGUUUAUUUCCCCCGAGCAUUUGUUCGCUCGGUUCAAAGCCAGACCUGACACUCUGUUGUGGUCAAGUCAAACUGCACAAUGGCCGCACGGUAUCCCCUCCUGCUCCUCCUCCUCCUCCUCCUCUUCUCGCGCUCCGCUCCCAUUAAUCUGCUGCUAAACACAAACAAGUCGCCUGGAGAUCGGUGCGUUUCAUUUUCCUUUUUCAUGGCGGUGAAUUGUGUGUGUUGGAGGCAGGCUGCGAAGUUUUAGCGGUGGCAGAGCAGAAACCUUUAAAAAAAACAUGGAUCCUAUGGAUGUCGACGCGGCGACGUCCACGGGAGAUAAAAAACGGCGCGUCAACAAGAGGAGUAGAGAUUGGCACAAACGGCUCCACCUCAGGAAGGCUGCCGCUCGGCCCCCAGCUAUGCAAAGCAGAGAUAAGCAUGGACCAAAGAAGACGGUGGAGGAGCUGGAGAGGAGCGGGUCGCGGAAGCCCCCCCGGAGGCCGCCGCCGCCGCCGCCAAGCGGACUGAGCGAUGGCUUCAACGCUCUCAGGUUCACGUGCUCUCAGUGUGGCGACCGGACGGAGUACGCUCACAGAGACUACGUGAGACACUUCGAGGAGAGACACAGAGGCAGCCCGCCGCUGUUUCCCUGUCACAUGUGUCCGUUCACCACGCAGGAGUUCUCCUACCUUCAGGUGCAUCUCUUAAGCCACGAGGACAAUUUUUCCAGUUGCGGCAUUUGUGAGGACAAUGUAAAGCGCACGUGGCCCGAAUUCACUGCACACCUGACCACGCGUCACUGCUCCAGUGGGAAAUACGUGUGCGAGUUGUGCCAGAAAUUCUCCACAGGUGACGUUAAUGUGUUUUUAGAACACAUUUUACUGCAUAAUCUGAAUCUCGGGGGAGCUGAUGAGCAUUUAUUUCUUCGUCUAAACGACAAGAGGCUGUGUGGGCCUAAAACAAGCAGUCAGAAUUUACGUUGUCAGCACUGUGGUUAUGAGGCAUCUCAGAAAUGGCUGAUUACGAAGCACGUAAAGGCUGUCCACGCUUGCCAGAAUGGUGGCCAGAGGAGGAGGAAGGAGGAGGAGGAGGAUCAUUCCAUAGCAGUGAAACCAAAUGACACGAUCCCCAAAAUGAAACCCAGAUUAACAAGAAGCGCCGUCAGAGAAAUGUGCUGGCUGACACAGGACUGCCUUUCACUGCCGGGGAGGGAGUUUUUGGAUAAAUACUGUCAUCUGUCCGACCCACAAGCAACAUUAGAGGAGACUCAGCAGUUUCUCAUGAAAUCUGUCGCCGGGGACACCGGUGACCCGAAGUGGACCAAGGCCCUUAAGACCGUCUUGUCAAACGUCCCCCAAGAUGUGAACCUCUAUGCCAAAUCGGAGAAUGGCAUUGUGUCAAACGCUUCAGACGUCACCGUGCUCACAGUCAAAAACAAAAUCACAGUAGGUCAGAAUGGUGCUACUUAUGCUAAAAGGUUGAAAAUGAUGUCCUCAGUGGAUAAAGAAAUAGUUUCUGCUGAAAGUGCUGCAGGUGAGGUCAAUCAGAACGACUGUUUGUCCAGCAUGAUCGAUCACACACCUUGUCCUGAAAACAGACCGCAGACGGACGUGCCAGUGCCGACCCUGAGCGAGCCGUGCGGGAGCUCCCGAAUGCAAGAAAACAGGGAGAAUCAGGAUCUAAAGCCCGAUCAGAUACAUGAGGAACGUGAUCACAGACUGGCGAGCCCUGCGCAGGGGGACGGGCUCCACAUAGCCUGUGAAACGAAGCAAACACGCGAGAAGGAAGAGAAGACUUUCAACAAUGUCCUUCCAAAAAUUAGGAUGCCAAAAAAGCGGCGGAAAAGGAGGACAAGGUUUAAAAAAGCGGACAAAAAAGCCCCAUCGAUGGCCUUAAAAAUAGUGUUGAAGAAGAACCCCGUGGAGAAGCAGUGGGUGUCACAAAGCUCCUUGUCUCCGUCCGGACUCGAUGCAAUAGGUGACCCCCACAAACCACAAAUCUCCCUCACGGCAGAGACGCUGCAGACUGUCCAAAACCUGCAGCCGACAGAAGCACAGCAGAAGAAAUGGACCAAAGGUUGCAAGUCCGACCUCCCAUCAGAAGCCAUCAGUUCAUCUCUACAGUUAAAACCGGGGGGAGCGCCAGACGAGUCUGAAUCAGUGAGCCAACGCUCGCUGGAAGGCUCGGCGUCGGGGGAUCAUGGAAUACUGGAUGACACGGAGAAGUCACUCCAAUCAUCCGAAACGCAAGUUGACAGGCGCAGAUCAUCUGGUGGGACGAGCCAGGAGCAUCUCAGGGCCGAAUCGGGGACUGAGUCAGAGACUGGGCCGGCGAGUGCUCGGUUCCAAACCCUCCAGCGUAGCACUGACUGCCAUAUGUCGGAGGAGGAAAAGGGCUCAGCCACUGAUGGAGCCACGCCCCACAGCAGCAUAUCCUCAUCUGUUUCCCAACCUGUCAUUACACCACAGGGUGAGGCGGCGGUCGAGAGAGCCUGCCUCGCUGCUGCUGCACAGCAGGGGGAUGGUGCUGCUGAAGGGACGCUACAAGACGCCCAAGUGCCGGCAGACUCCUCAGACUCCUCCAGCAGCACGCACACAGUUCCAGCCGUCCAGCAGGAGCCUCCACCAGCAGCCUCUGUGUGCCACCGCUGGCGCCCGGUGCCUAAAAAUCUGGAGAGGACCCUGAAGCUAGUAGCCAGAGACUCCUCUCAGCUGGUAAAACAUCCGGCGGGAGAUCAGCCCGUCGUGGUGCUAAACCAUCCCGAUGUCGACAUCCCCGAGGUGGCCCGAAUCAUGGAGGUGGUCAACCGGUACCGGGGAGAGGUGAAAAAGGUUAUCCUAUCACGGAGGACUCUCAACGCCCUCUCGGCUCUAAACGGCGAGCUGCAUGAGUCGGGCGACGCGGACGGCGGCGACGCCGAACCAGAGCGGCGUGAGGAGAACUCGGUACAGGAGAGGUUCGUCUUGAAGAUGAAGCUUCGCAGGCUGAACAGGAAAAAGUACAAAAUAGUGGAGGCGCGCUCUCCCAGCAGAGAGGAGGACGCGACUCCCGCCGCUCCCGCUGCGGCUUCCAAAUUCAGCUGCUGGUUCUGCGGCCGGAUCUUUACGAGUCAGGAGGCGUGGAUGUCGCACAGACGGCGACACCUGAUCGAGUGGAAAAAGCCAAACUGUGAAAACUCUUAAACUGUCGCACACACUGGAUGGAUGAAGUCUGGAAAAAGACGACUUUGCAAUACAAUUUUUU
Messenger RNA from Salarias fasciatus (jewelled blenny), 3641 nucleotides. Its product is annotated as zinc finger protein 518A-like. Bases 695 to 3580 code for a protein of 961 amino acids. The transcript is spliced from 3 exons. The record is from RefSeq and is a predicted model, not a curated record. Lineage: Eukaryota; Metazoa; Chordata; Actinopteri; Blenniiformes; Blenniidae.